CAUAACUAGGGCCAUUUAUUGUUGCACAACCGAAACUUUCGAAGAUUCAGAGUUGAGGAACCGCGUUCAUAAACAAGUGUGACUGCGGAGCAUGUAAAGACCCACAUAGAAGAAAGGACUUUAUAAUAUUUAAGACGUGAUCAUCUUCAUUUCUACCAGUCAGCACCUCUGGGCUCAUCAUGGCUUCUCAGGGGCUUCAGAUCCUUGGUAUCCUCCUGUCCUUUAUUGGAUGGCUAGGCAGCAUCUUCACCUGCGUUUUGCCCAUGUGGAGGGUCACCGCUUUCGUUGGGGCGAACAUCGUCACCGCACAGGUGAUCUGGGAAGGCCUGUGGAUGAGCUGCGUGGUCCAGAGCACGGGGCAGAUGCAGUGCAAGGUGUACGACUCCAUGCUGGCGCUGUCUCAGGACCUGCAGGCCGCCAGGGCCAUGGUGAUCAUCUCUGUGAUUGUCGGCGUGUUUGGCAUGCUCAUGGCCAUCGCUGGAGGGAAGUGCACCAACUGCAUGGACGAUGAGGCGUCCAAAGCCAAAGCCUGCAUUGUCUCUGGAGUAAUCUUCAUAAUAACCGCCUUGCUGAUUAUGAUUCCGGUGUCCUGGUCAGCUCACAAUGCCAUCAGAGAUUUCUACAACCCCUUGGUGACGGCGGCACAAAGACGGGAGCUUGGCGCUGCGCUGUACAUCGGUUGGGGCUCUGCAGCCCUGCUACUUAUAGGAGGCGGUCUGCUCUGCAACAACUGCCCCCCAAAGGACAACAGACCCUACAUACCUGCAAAGUUUGGCCUGGCAAGAACCGUCUCAUCAAAUGUGGACUAUGUGUGAGUCCCUUGUCUGCAGAGAUCUUUAAUUACAAAGCUAAAAAUACAUUUAAUUUAGUUCCUUACUUGUAGUUGUGUAGACCUUUUAAUACAUCUUGAGGUUUUAAAAAGAUCUUAGCAAGACUUUUAGAGUGAAUAAACUUUUAAAGUUUUUUUAUAAUAAAUUAGCAAAUAAUUGUCAACUGAGCAAUGUGAUAGUUUCUCCAACCAGUAGGCUUUAAAUAGAAAUCAGCUAAUUUUCCCCGAUUGGUCAAAAUCGGACUCUUUUUUUCCAAUUCAUAAAACACAAGAGCAACAAAAAAGAGCAACUUCCUUUAUUGACCUAAAAAUGCAUCAACAAUCAGCUGGUACUAAGAUGCUCCAUUUGGGUCUAAGAACAAAAAAACCCAAAACAAAGCAAAACAGAAAUUUCUUUGUUUUCCUUUGAAUUUAGAAAUCACUACUUUCAAUUAAUUUGAUGCACAUUGGAUUUCUUUAAUAUGUCUGUAGUAGGUAAAAAUAAAGAUGUUGAAAACCAUGAAUAUUGGCCCAGAAAACUGUGAUUGGUGAAUUUCUGAUAUGUACUAUUGCUGUAACUUUACUUUUUCUAGACAAUUAUGAUAUUUUACAAAGGUUAUGAAAUGAGCUGCAUAAUAUAAAGAUAACUGUAAGGUUUUCCUAUAUCUUCCAAAUGAAUGUAGCAACAGAUGUUUGUUAUGCUUCAUCUGCCCUGUAAAUAAAACUGAAAUUGUUCUCUUGUGAUAAAAAGCGGAGGAAUCCAGCAGGGGAACCUCCUGGGAAUUUACUGUAACUGGAUGAGAUGUUUGCCAUGCUGUAAUGGAAAGCUGUUGUGUUCAGACAGUGAUUUAGCUUUUCUGUCUUGAGUAAAAUGGAUGUCACCGGCAGAGACGACAGAGGGCUGCUUAUGCUGGGAUCCAUGUUGCUGAGAAACCAUUUUAGUUGUUCAAAGAAUGGAUAUUUUCACUUCCCUGGGUGAAAGGACGUUUUUCAAGUCUUCUAAGGAGGACAGACCUUUUAAAAAUCAUCUUCAGUGCUUCAGAGUCAAACCUUUAAACACAAAAAAAGAAAAGUAAAUGAAUAUAAACCCUCAACUUUGACUGCUACUUACGGUUUUGUUAGAAAAUGCACAUGUAUAGUUGUAAUAAUAAAACGUGUCCUUGUGUUUCAUAAUUUUUUUUGCAUUUUACUUUCAUUAAAAAAGAAGCUUGGCAAAAAUAACAUUUCCA
Molecule: messenger RNA, 2037 nt
Organism: Xiphophorus hellerii (green swordtail)
Lineage: Eukaryota; Metazoa; Chordata; Actinopteri; Cyprinodontiformes; Poeciliidae
Product: claudin-4-like
Exons: 1
Coding region: 180-815 (211 amino acids)
Cellular component (GO): bicellular tight junction; membrane
Molecular function (GO): structural molecule activity
Source: RefSeq, a predicted model, not a curated record